Messenger RNA from Microthlaspi erraticum, 891 nucleotides. The record is from the annotation of a GenBank genome assembly. NCBI's taxonomy places the organism in Eukaryota, Viridiplantae, Streptophyta, Magnoliopsida, Brassicales, Brassicaceae.
AUGGAAGCAUUAACUACUUCCAGGGUUGUGCCAAUUCAGGUCCCCUGUAGAAAGCUCUCACCAGCGUUUGAUAAUUUGCAAUCUUCCCUUGAGUUUAGGAGAUCUCCUUGUAAAGGGGGUGUCUCCAUCAUGAACCAUCCCAAAUUGCUUCGUCCAGUGACUGCUUCUGCGCAACCACAGGAGUUGACGAGUUUAGGGCACGAAGGAAACGUUGUUCCUUCUAAAGAAAUUCUUGAUCUUUGGAGAAAUGUGGAAGCGGUGUGCUUCGAUGUGGAUAGCACGGUUUGUGUGGAUGAAGGUAUUGAUGAGCUUGCAGAGUUUUGUGGAGCUGGAAAGGCUGUUGCUGAAUGGACUGCCAGAGCAAUGGGUGGAUCUGUUCCAUUUGAAGAGGCUCUAGCAGCAAGGCUUUCUUUGUUCAAGCCUUCUCUUUCAAAAGUUGAGGAAUUUCUCGAAAAGAGACCCCCAAGGCUGUCACCUGGCAUUGAAGAUUUGGUCAAGAAGCUCAGAGCCAAUAAAAUAGAUGUCUAUUUGAUAUCUGGAGGUUUUCGACAAAUGAUCAAUCCUGUAGCGUCAAUUCUUGGCAUCCCUCAAGAGAACAUCUUCGCCAACAACAUAUUAUUUGGGAAUUCCGGCGAGUAUGUGGGCUUUGAUGAGAACGAACCUACAUCAAGAAGUGGAGGCAAAGCUAAGGCAGUGCAACAAAUACGAAAGGGUCGUCUCUACAAGACUAUGGCCAUGAUCGGGGAUGGUGCUACUGAUCUCGAAGCACGUCAACCUGGUGGUGCAGAUUUGUUCAUAUGCUACGCCGGAGUUCAGCUCCGUGAAGCCGUUGCAGCCAAUGCUGGCUGGCUUGUCUUCAAGUUUGAAUCUCUCAUUAACACAUUGGACUAA